CUGCGAUCUGGUGAUGUUGGUCCAGAGAGCACGUGCUUUUUCAUAACCAAUUCAUAAACCACCUUUACGUAGAACUCAAAUCACUCUUCAGUUAUCCAGAGGAUCAUAAGAAAGUUUGUCAAUGAUACCUGUCCCUUUCUGGGAAUCACCCUAAAACACCCUUUUUUUAAUUAUUAAAACCCGCGUUAGUCCAGUAACUCCUUUACAACGCCACACUCUCCUCGCAGUCCUCUGUUAACGCAUUGCCGUGUAUAACUGAAUUGCCUUAACACAACUGCAUUGGGAGCCAAUCAAACUAAUGACUCUCCUCAACGAUGCCAUUUGCAGCACUAAUUGAGUCGAAUUGUUGUGGCGUUUCUCCGGUUUCGCCACAGGGGGGCGCCAGAGCAUCAACCUUUUCACCGGCCGCAGCAGCAUCCUUGCGUAAUCCGGAUGCUGAUGCCGUCGCACCAUCUAAGUGCUCGCUACGGCGAGACCCAAAUUCACGGGGCGGUCGGUGCAUUACUGCAGCCGGAGGUAUUUGUUGUCGCCCAAGAACAUGAAUGACGCCACAUCAUAGAAUAUUGAUUAAUAGCGGAAGCUGAUCAUAAAGGCGGUUCAAGCCUGUUCUAACAAAGGGGGCCUGUGGCGCAGGCGAGCGGUGGAGAACAUGCACAUGGGUCGCCUAUACAUCAAGAAGGCAUAUUGCAUGCUUGUUAUGUAUUUCAUAAUACAAAGAGAUCCUACAUAAAUAUAUGGAUGGAACGCCAGGUCGCUCAAAAUUCCCAUUUGCCCUAUUGAUAUCAUUUUAGAAGAGACGAUAUACUUUAUGUGAACCCGCGCGUUUCUGUUUGUGUGGCUUAUUUGCAUUCCUGGGCGAAAAGCACGCGCGCACAGCGGCUCCCGUGUCUCUCUCGCACACUCACACUCGUGCGCCUCGUCGUCCAGAGGGUCGAACGCGUGAGUUAAUCGGAAGCGCUGCCUCCCUCCUUCAUGCGUAAACGAUGCGGGGCAGGACGGGAACUCUGCGCUCCUACCUUCAUUUGAGAAACCCGGGCCGGUGAAUGUAAGGUGGUGGUGGUGGGGGGGGCAAGAAGAAGAAUAAAAAGGAAAGGAAAACACACUUUAAUUUUUUUUUAAAACCCGUCUUCAACCAGCGUUUGACAAGAGCGGAGGAGCGCGUCACGACUCGCCUGUCGAGGAGGAGAAAAAGAUGGACAUCACGGAUCAAGGAGCUCAAAUGGAGCCGCUCUUACCCACGGAGCAAAGUCCCCAAGAAAACCAAGACGUGAGAGCUGAUGAGGAGGCAGUGGUGGACCGCGGUGGCACGCGCUCCAUGCUCAACACCAACUUUGAGAAGGAAGAACUAGAAGGUCACCGCACUCUCUACAUUGGGGUUCACGUUCCCCUGGGCCGGAGGUCGCACAGACGCCACCGUCACCACGGACACAAACACAGGAAGAGGUCCAAGGAGAGGGACUCUACAGCUGAUGAUGGAAGAGAAUCUCCCUCACACACAGACACGCCAGCUCAGAGGGUGCAGUUCCUGUUGGGGACAGAGGAUGGCGACGAGGAGCACAUCCCCCACGCCCUGUUCACCGAGCUGGAUGAAAUCUGCCUCAGGGAGGGUGAGGACGCCGAAUGGAAAGAGACAGCCAGGUGGCUUAAGUUUGAGGAGGACGUCGAGGAUGGUGGUGAGCGGUGGAGUAAACCCUACGUCGCCACCCUGUCUCUGCACAGUCUUUUCGAGCUACGCAGCUGCAUCAUGAACGGCACCGUGAUGCUGGACAUGAGGGCCAACUCGCUGGAGGAGAUUGCAGACAUGGUUCUGGAUCAGCACGAGUUGUCGGGCCCUGUAGGUCCGGAGGCCAGGAAGAGGAUCCGUGAGGCCCUGCUCAAACAGCACCACCACCAAAACCACAAGAAACUGGCCAAUCGCAUACCUAUUGUACGCUCCUUCGCUGAUAUUGGCAAGAAGCAGUCCGAGCCUCAUUCCAUGGACAAGAAUGGCCAAACGGUCUCGCCUCAGUCCCAUCCGGCUAACAAUGAGGGCAAACAGGACGUCAGCCGAGAAAACAGCGCUGUCGACUUCAGCAAGAUUGACCUCCACUUCAUGAAGAAGAUCCCUCCUGGUGCUGAGGCGUCCAACGUCCUAGUAGGGGAGCUGGAAUUCCUAGACCGCCCCGUGGUGGCGUUCGUCCGCCUGGCUCCUGCUGUGCUCCUCAAUGGCCUGGCUGAGGUUCCCAUCACCACCAGGUUUCUUUUCAUCCUGCUUGGCCCUCUGGGAAAAGGUCCACAGUAUCAUGAAAUUGGCCGGUCUAUUGCUACCCUGAUGACAGAUGAGAUUUUCCAUGAUGUCGCUUACAAGGCCAAAGACAGGAAUGACCUGGUCGCGGGCAUCGAUGAGUUUCUGGACCAGGUGACAGUGUUACCUCCCGGAGAGUGGGACCCCUCCAUCAGAAUAGAGCCUCCCAAAAACGUGCCGUCUCAGGAAAAGCGGAAGAUUCCCCCCCUUCCCAACGGAGUGACAGAUCUCGGAGAUUCGGAGGACCACGGAGGGCACGGCGGCCCCGAGCUGCAGCGCACCGGGAGGUUGUUCGGCGGCUUAUUCAUGGACAUCAAGCGAAAGGCCCCUCACUACAUUUCCGACUUCACAGAUGCCAUCAGCCUGCAGUGUCUGGCCUCGUUCCUCUUCCUCUACUGCGCCUGCAUGUCGCCGGUCAUCACCUUCGGAGGACUCCUGGGUGAGGCCACGGAGGGACGUGUGAGUGCUAUUGAGUCCCUGUUUGGGGCUUCCAUGACUGGAAUAGCCUACUCUAUUUUUGCCGGUCAGCCCCUCACCAUCCUGGGCAGCACUGGGCCCGUUCUUGUCUUUGAGAAAAUCCUCUUCAAGUUCUGCAAGGAGUAUGACCUCUCCUACCUCUCCCUGAGGGCCUGCAUCGGCCUGUGGACGGCCUUCUUGUGUCUCCUGCUGGUGGCCACGGACGCCAGCUCGCUCGUCUGUUACAUCACGCGCUUCACAGAGGAAGCUUUCGCUGCACUGAUCUGCAUCAUCUUCAUCUAUGAGGCCCUGGAGAAGCUGAUGCACCUAGGGGUGCACUACCCCAUCAAUAAAAACAACGACCUUCAGAAACUCACACAGUACUCGUGUGAGUGUGUGGAGCCCAUGAACCCCAGCAACGAGACCCUGCGGUUCUGGGAGAAGAAGAACAUCACAGCCUCUCAGGUCAACUGGACCAUGCUGGAGGUCAAGGAGUGCGAGAUGUUUCAUGGGGAAUUCGAGGGCAGCGCCUGCGGCCCCCACGGGCCCUACAUCCCCGACGUCCUCUUCUGGUGCGUCGUCCUCUUCUUCUCCACCGUCUUCAUGUCCGCCUUCCUCAAGGAGUUCAAGACGAGCCGCUACUUUCCCACCAAGGUGCGGGCCAUCAUCAGUGACUUUGCUGUCUUCAUCACCAUCCUGACUAUGGUUCUGGUAGAUUACGCCUUGGGGAUCCCCUCUCCUAAGCUGCAGGUCCCCAGCAAUUUCAAACCGACCAGGGACGAUCGCGGCUGGCUCAUAAACCCUGUGGGGCCCAACCCCUGGUGGACCACCAUCAUCACCAUCCUCCCCGCUCUGCUCUGCACCAUCCUCAUCUUCAUGGACCAGCAGAUCACAGCCGUCAUUAUAAACAGGAAGGAGCACAAACUAAAGAAAGGCUGCGGCUACCACCUGGACCUGUUCGUGGUGGGGGUGAUGCUGGGCGUGUGCUCGGUGAUGGGCCUGCCGUGGUUUGUGGCGGCCACGGUGCUCUCCAUCUCCCACGUGAACAGCCUGAAGCUGGAGUCUGAGUGCUCGGCCCCCGGCGAGCAGCCCAAGUUCCUGGGCAUCCGAGAGCAGCGCUUCACCGGCCUCAUGAUCUUCACCCUGAUGGGCUGCUCCGUCUUCAUGACCUCCGUGCUGAAGUUUAUCCCCAUGCCUGUGCUGUACGGAGUCUUUCUGUACAUGGGGGCUUCCUCACUCAGAGGCAUCCAGUUCUUUGACCGUCUGAGGCUGUUCAUCAUGCCGGCCAAACAUCAGCCGGACUUCAUCUACCUUCGUCACGUCCCGCUGAGGAAGGUGCACCUCUUCACCCUCGUCCAGCUCAGCUGCUUGAUCCUGCUCUGGGUCAUCAAGACCUCCAAGGCCGCCAUCGUCUUCCCCAUGAUGGUCUUGGCCCUGGUGUUCAUUCGUAAGUUGCUGGACUUGAUCUUCACCAAGAGGGAACUGAGUUGGCUGGACGACCUGAUGCCAGAGUGGAAAAAGAAGAAACUGGAGGACGCAGAAGAAGAGGAGGAGCACAGUAUUAUUGCAGAGGAAGAAGGCAUUGUACAAGUGCCACUGGAGGGACACUUUAAGUGUGACCCGGCCACAGUGAACAUCACUGACGAGAUGUCGAAAGGAUCUUUUGGGAAUGUGUGGAAGAGCAUCAACCCUGCUGAGAGCACAAAGAAGGAACCAAGCGCUAAGAGCUCCCCUUCCUAACCUCCCAGAAGCCGAUAACCCAAAGUUGUGGUGGCGAAAAGCGACACAAGCGGCGGAGGCAUGACAAGAGCUUGGACAGGGAGACAAGUUUGUGAUGACACAUACUGGCCACCGUGCUGUCGAUGAGUAAAUAAAAAAACACACAAAAAAACUAUACCGUGCCACACUCAACCACCUUUGUACUGUGCUACACUGUGUUUUUGUCAUGUAAGUCUGUGUGCAAGUUAUGUAAAACAAAGAAUUUGUUAGAAACAGUAUUAACAAGACGAACUGAGACACUUUUGUGUUCUUUUUCUAUGUAUAUCAGUGUUUGGUGAUACCAGCAACAGAGUGAAGCCGGAAUUAUAUGACAUUUACAGUAACUGCUGUGUCAAUGGGCCAAUUAAGUACAAAUUUUAAACAAUUUUUAAAUCUACUUCAUUUGUAUUUUGUAUGUUUUUAUACUUCUCCAACAACAGCGAGUUAUCCUUUGAAAAACCUGCCACUGCAAAUGUGUGGAUUUUGUGAUCGGCAUUUAAUGCCGCUAUUGACUUUGAUGCACCUCACACUAGAAAACCUACAAAGUAGAUAUUUGCCAAUACUAAUCUAUUUCACCGGUACUCAAAAGAGUUGGCUAUAUAGCGAAUCUAGUAGUAAUCUUUUUAGUAUUAAAUAUACAUUUUCUAUAUUCUGUAUAUCUAAAUGUUUUUGUGACAGUGACAGCUCAUAUCACUCCAGAGUCCUCUCUAUUGCUAUUUUACAAAUAAAUGUAUCUCCUCUAAUCAAGCACUCCCCUAAAAAACAGUUAAAGGAAUAGUUUGACAUUCUGGGAAAUACACAUACAUUUUCUGUUAGACGGGAAGAUCGACGCUACUCUCAUGUCUGUACACUAGAUUAUAAAGCUAAUGCUAGCAGUCGGCGCUUAGCUUAGCAUAAAGACUGAAAACGGUAAAACGGCUCAGCCGGCUCUGCCCAAAAUGUUACAAAAUCCGCCAGAAUCUCAUUAAUUUACUUUGUAUCUCCAUGUUUUGGGUCUCUCAAAAGACUGCCAGCUAGCGAUAGCUUAAUUUUUAGCGUAUGGACAUGAGAAAGGUUUCCGUCUUCUCCUCUAACUUACGGCAAUAAGUUAAAGGAGAAGAAAAACAAACAGUAAAUUGCAUAAGUCUUGUGCUGCAGAAGUUACUUUCUGAUACCUAAAUACACUAUUCCUUUGUGGGCAAUAUACAGCUUAUUUGGCAACAUUUUCAAGCUAGCAAUUUCAUAAUAGGUCCAGUUAAAAACCCAUCCAGUUUGCCAAAGCUGAACUAAGGUGAUCGUACAGAAAGCUCCUCUAUGUUUUCCACCUGCCAUCUCGUCAGUAAGUGUCAUCCAUGGCCAUCUGAUCUCCUAUCCCAAAAUGACCCUCAUUGUGUUAGCAUCUGAAGCUAAUUGUUUAAAAAGAAAAGACCUGCAUGACGGGGGAACGGACUUGAUUGACUCGCUGCAGGACCAAUGGUUAUGUCUAGAGAUGCAAUAAUAGGCUACCUUUUUUCUGGGAAGGGCAACAUGUAAUAAACGUUAAAGAGUCUUAACAAUGUACAAUACAUAGUAUAUUUUAUUCAUGUGAAAUGUUACUAAUAUAUUACUUACAUGAAGUCAGUGUUGAAGGCAGGUUUUUGUUGUAGGUGUUAUUUUUCCCCAUUGUCUAAGUGAUAGUUCUUAGUUGACUAGAGAAACUAAUAAGUGGUCAAAAUUAUAUCAAUAUCAAACAUUUGGACCACUUCUGUGCAACAUUCUGCCUUAAAUUUGGUAGUGAUAGCUGUACACUUUCUGUUUAAAUAAUUUAAGUCAUCUGUAUAGAAAAACUAUCAGUUCUGAUUUGUUGUCAUAUUGUGAUUUGUUUCAUGAGAACGAGAGCGCGGGUGAUUGAGAGCAUAAAUAAAGAUCUUAAACAAGC
Molecule: messenger RNA, 6395 nt
Organism: Cyclopterus lumpus (lumpfish)
Lineage: Eukaryota; Metazoa; Chordata; Actinopteri; Perciformes; Cyclopteridae
Product: sodium-driven chloride bicarbonate exchanger-like
Exons: 27
Coding region: 1193-4480 (1095 amino acids)
Biological process (GO): regulation of intracellular pH; bicarbonate transport; transmembrane transport
Cellular component (GO): basolateral plasma membrane; plasma membrane
Molecular function (GO): monoatomic anion transmembrane transporter activity; sodium:bicarbonate symporter activity; solute:inorganic anion antiporter activity
Source: RefSeq, a predicted model, not a curated record